Molecule: messenger RNA, 1394 nt
Organism: Mangifera indica (mango)
Lineage: Eukaryota; Viridiplantae; Streptophyta; Magnoliopsida; Sapindales; Anacardiaceae
Product: 18S rRNA (guanine-N(7))-methyltransferase RID2
Exons: 10
Coding region: 161-1036 (291 amino acids)
Biological process (GO): rRNA (guanine-N7)-methylation
Cellular component (GO): nucleolus
Molecular function (GO): rRNA (guanine) methyltransferase activity
Source: RefSeq, a predicted model, not a curated record
CCCUCACACAUGUUAUAAUAGGUUUCAGCUUAGCGAUGAGGUUUACUACACCAUUCGCCAUCUCCAGACCCCUUAAACAUCACACUUCUCUGCUUCAUACUUGGCGCCAACAAUCAAAGUAGAUUGAACCCCCUUCAGCUUCAUCUUUUCUUCUCAGGAGAUGUCAAACCGGCCAGAGUUAAAAGCACCACCUGAGAUAUUCUAUGAUGAUGAAGAGGCUUGCAAAUACACUUCAUCCUCUCGUAUAAUUGAAAUUCAGUCACAACUUUCAGAGAGAGCUCUAGAGCUUCUUGCUCUGCCUGAUGAUGGAGUCCCAAGACUGCUUCUUGAUAUUGGUUGUGGAUCAGGUCUUAGUGGGGAGACUUUAUCUGAGAAUGGGCACCAAUGGAUUGGUUUAGACAUUUCACCAUCAAUGCUUAAUAUUGCAUUGGAGCGGGAGGUUGAGGGUGAUUUGUUACUUGGAGACAUGGGUCAGGGUUUAGGUUUUCGCCCUGGAGUUAUUGAUGGGGCUAUCAGUAUAUCUGCUGUUCAGUGGUUAUGCAAUGCUGACAAGUCUUCUCAUGAGCCACGGUUAAGAUUAAAGGCUUUCUUUGGAUCACUGUAUACAAUCUUGGCAAGGGGAGCAAGAGCAGUGUUUCAAGUAUAUCCUGAAACUGUAGCACAACGUGAGUUGAUAUUAGGUUCAGCAAUGCGAGCUGGGUUUGCUGGUGGUGUCGUCAUUGACUACCCACAUAGUUCCAAGAAAAGAAAAGAAUUUCUAGUCCUCACUUGUGGUCCACCAUCCAUACGUUCUGAGGUUCCUAAGGGAAAAGUUGAUGACAUGGAAAGUUGCUCUGAUGAUGAGAGUAGUGAAGAUGAAAAUCAGACAGUAAGCAUUUCAGACCGACAUAGGCCCAGGAAAAAGCAGAAAAUAAACAAGAAGAAAGGGAAAGGUAAAGAAUGGGUGCUUAAGAAAAAGGAACAAAUGAGAAGAAAAGGAAAUGCUGUGCCCCCAGAUACAAAGUACACAGCUCGAAAACGGAAGGCACGCUUUUGAUACUUUUCAACAGAUCAAAGCAGGAAAGCUUGCUCUACUUUGCUUGAACUCUCAGCUAGUACUGAAGCGUUAUGCUGCUGUGCAUUUUUUAAGCCCUGAUGAAGUUCGGUCUUAUUGAGCCGGCAUUAAAAUGUUGUUCUAGUGAGGUGAGUGCAUGAAGGUUGAAGCACAUUUUUGUUACAUAUUUUUUUGGGUAAUUAAUUUUUGUUAUCCUUUUGAGGAUCUUAGGUAACUUUGUUGCAAUGGGUUAGGAAAUAAUAGUUAUUUGAAUUAUGGUAAUAUUUGUCUAGCGUUGGUAAUUUUGUGCUUGAAUUAUACAUAGAAUAGAAUGUAGAAUGAGCAUGACAUAUUCCUUUCA